Messenger RNA from Fusarium vanettenii 77-13-4, 1638 nucleotides. RefSeq lists its product as uncharacterized. The transcript has 5 exons. Gene Ontology annotation, molecular function: zinc ion binding; DNA-binding transcription factor activity, RNA polymerase II-specific. The record is from RefSeq and is a predicted model, not a curated record. Bases 1 to 1638 code for a protein of 545 amino acids. Lineage: Eukaryota; Fungi; Ascomycota; Sordariomycetes; Hypocreales; Nectriaceae. Gene Ontology annotation, biological process: regulation of DNA-templated transcription.
AUGGUCGACACUGGCCCGUCACCCUCUUCGGAACAUGGUACACCGAAGCCUGUACGCAAUCUGAAGGCAUGCGACCUCUGCCGGAGCCGCAAGGUGAAGUGCCGUUAUGCAGACGGUGACACUAUCUGCCAAGGAUGUAGGCUAUCAGGUACCGAGUGCACGCAAAACAAACCCAGGCGUAAAAGGGGCCCAGCUAAACGCUCACUGGCUCAGCGCUCACCCAACGAUACGACAGUGCAGGCAUUUUCUAGCCCUGCCACACCCGGGUCAGCUGGUGAAGCGUAUCUCGAUCCUCCACGCCCUGAUUCAUCCCCGGCCGAGGAGGAACCAGACGACCAGAGUAGCCAAGCAUCCCCAGACCCAAGACUGGGCGACUCAGACUUCAAGGGACUGUGCUCCCGUUCGCUCAUCCUAACAAUUCUUACCGACUGGUCUCGCUACGUCUAUCCACUUGCCCCCCUUUUACACAGGAAGAAAUUCCUGAAAAGGGUGCUCCAGCAUGAAGAUGAGAGGAACCAGACGUUCUGUGCCUUGGUCCUGUCCACGUGCGCCAUGACUGUAUCAACUCUCCGACGACGGAGCUUCUACAAUUACCCAAGCGUUACCGUGGACAAAUGCAUCGAUAUCAUCGAACGAGAACGCAUGCUGUUGCCUGUCUCAUACACCCCGGAAUGGUGCCUUGCGCGUUACAACUUUGCUUCAUCUCUGAGCGCGCUGUAUGGGUUGGAUGACAUGCGUAUAUAUCAAGCUAUUAAGGACGCCAUGGCCGGCGUUCAAUGGCUUCUUUUUCACGAAAAGGGAACAGAAUCAGUGCAUGACCAGGAGAUGGUGAAGCGACUUUAUUGGCUGCUUGGCAUGUGGCAGCUGGGCACCGAAAUACAAGGCCAGCCACACCUGACAUUCCUUCCCGGUCCUCCCUUUACCCAAGCUUUGCAGACAAUUCGUCCCCGGCCUCUAUCUGAUGCGGAGCUGGGAGUACCUGACGCGGAAACGAACGUGUCGGAAUUGUGGACUGCGGCGCCAGCGUCAUGGCUUAAAGACGAUGACCAGUAUAUCACAGGACUCAACAGCCUUGCCGAUGUUCUGAUGGUCUGGGAACGCGCCAAGAUAGACAUGGCUCACAAACAACCAGAAGAGACUUUAAGAGAUGGCAUGGCUCGCCUUCAAGCGGUGCUUGACAAUCUCGUCCCUGAAUUGCGUUGGAGAGGUGGCUUGGCCAGAUUCCCGAAACCAUCUCGUGGGCACGAAUCACAGACAGUCAACAUUUUGAUCACAUGCUUCUAUAUACGGUCAAACCUGCUGCAGCAUCUCGGCCAAGCACCUGGCAUUAGCCACCAGAGCAUCGUAAGCGACGUUCUUGAAGUCCUCGAGCAUAUGCCAGAAGACAUACACGAGUGCAAUGGAUUCACCUUGGUCAAGAAGGUUCGAGAUAUAGGUGCGGCGUAUCUACAGGAGCUUCGACUCACGUCUGGGGAGCCUAUACAGGCCGUAAACGAGUCGGAGCAACGCAUUGUCAAUGCUCUUCUCACGAGACUGGAGAGAAUGGAUUUUAGACUGGAUCAAGAGAAUCUAUGUCCUGAGGACGAUGCCAUCUCUCCAGCCGCUCGGUCUACUGAUACAAGGAUGGGAAGCGUAUAA